AUGGGCGCAGCGGGAAAUCGAACUGGUCAAUGGUCACAAUCAAGCAAUGGACAGAUUGCGAAACCAGUGGCCACAACUACCCAUUGCUGGAAACGCCGCUGUUCAGCCAGUUCAGCUCAACCGGUUGCACAACUAGCUUUACUAGGUGCACAGCCAGCUUUACCAGUUGGACAACCGGCUCAACCAGCUGCACAACCAGUUCCACCAGUUGCACAACCAGUUGCACAACCAGCUUUACCAGUUGCAGAGCCAGCUCAACCAGCUGCACAACCAGUUCCACCAGUUGCACAACUAGCUUUGCCAGGUGCACAGCCAGCUUUACCAGUUAGACAACCGGCUCAACUAGCUGCACAACCAGUUCCACCAGUUGAACAACCAGCUUUACCAGCUGCACAACCAGUUCCACCAGUUGCACAACUAGCUUUACCAGGUGCACAGCCAGCUUUACCAGUUAGACAACCGGCUCAACCAGCUGCACAACCAGCUUUACCAGUUGCACAACCAGCUUUACCAGUUGCAGAGCCAGCUCAACCAGCUGCACAACCAGUUCCACCAGUUGCACAACUAGCUUUACCAGGUGCACAGCCAGCUUUACCAGUUAGACAACCGGCUCAACCAGCUGCACAACCAGUUUCACCAGUUGCACAACUAGCUUUACCAGGUGCACAGCUAGCUUUACCAGUUAGACAACCGGCUCAACCAGCUGCACAACCAGUUCCACCAGUUGCACAACCAGCUUUACCAGUUGCACAGCCAGCUCAACCAGCUGCACAACCAGUUCCACCAGUUGCACAACUAGCUUUGCCAGGUGCACAGCCAGAUUUACCAGUUAGACAACCGGCUCAACCAGCUGCACAACCAGUUCCACCAGUUGAACAACCAGCUUUACCAGCUGCACAACCAGUUCCACCAGUUGCACAACUAGCUUUACCAGGUGCACAGCCAGCUUUACCAGUUAGACAACCGGCUCAACCAGCUGCACAACCAGUUCCACCAGUUGCACAACCAGUUGCACAACCAGCUUUACCAGUUGCAGAGCCAGCUCAACCAGCUGCACAACCAGUUCCACCAGUUGCACAACUAGCUUUGCCAGGUGCACAGCCAGCUUUACCAGUUAGACAACCGGCUCAACCAGCUGCACAACCAGUUCCACCAGUUGAACAACCAGCUUUACCAGCUGCACAACCAGUUCCACCAGUUGCACAACUAGCUUUACCAGGUGCACAGCCAGCUUUACCAGUUAGACAACCGGCUCAACCAGCUGCACAACCAGCUUUACCAGUUGCACAACCAGCUUUACCAGUUGCAGAGCCAGCUCAACCAGCUGCACAACCAGUUCCACCAGUUGCACAACUAGCUUUACCAGGUGCACAGCCAGCUUUACCAGUUAGACAACCGGCUCAACCAGCUGCACAACCAGUUUCACCAGUUGCACAACUAGCUUUACCAGGUGCACAGCUAGCUUUACCAGUUAGACAACCGGCUCAACCAGCUGCACAACCAGUUCCACCAGUUGCACAACCAGCUUUACCAGUUGCACAGCCAGCUCAACCAGCUGCACAACCAGUUCCACCAGUUGCACAACUAGCUUUGCCAGGUGCACAGCCAGAUUUACCAGUUAGACAACCGGCUCAACCAGCUGCACAACCAGUUCCACCAGUUGAACAACCAGCUUUACCAGCUGCACAACCAGUUCCACCAGUUGCACAACUAGCUUUACCAGGUGCACAGCCAGCUUUACCAGUUAGACAACCGGCUCAACCAGCUGCACAACCAGUUCCACCAGUUGCACAACCAGCUUUACCAGGUGCACAGCCAGCUUUACCAGUUGGACAACUGGCUCACCCAGCUGCACAACCAGUUCCACCAGUUGCACGACAAGAUCUGCCUGCUGUGGAGGUUAUAGGCCAUCCAUUAUCGAUUUGUAACGAUCGACGUCGCAACGAAAAUUAUAACAAUGACAAUAAUGGUAUUUUGAGUUAUAUUUAUUUAUUUAUUUCAGUUUUUUUGCUGUAUUAG
Molecule: messenger RNA, 2019 nt
Organism: Microplitis mediator
Lineage: Eukaryota; Metazoa; Arthropoda; Insecta; Hymenoptera; Braconidae
Product: basic proline-rich protein-like
Exons: 1
Coding region: 1-2019 (672 amino acids)
Source: RefSeq, a predicted model, not a curated record